Trypanosoma rangeli is the source of this 834-nucleotide messenger RNA. RefSeq lists its product as uncharacterized. The record is from RefSeq and is a predicted model, not a curated record. The transcript has a single exon. NCBI's taxonomy places the organism in Eukaryota, Euglenozoa, Kinetoplastea, Trypanosomatida, Trypanosomatidae. The coding region runs from base 1 to 834 and encodes 277 amino acids.
AUGCUGGCAGAGAAGGCGAAGCGACAACUGUCGGAGGGGACGUGGCAGCAGCAGGAGAAGGAAAAAAUUGAAGCGUAUUUGAAAGUUGCGACAAAGUCGGGCGACGCGGCGUCGGCGGCACGACAGCAGAUUGCAAAGGUGAAUUCCCCCUACAUCCGCUCUGUGGACGCCUUUGGGGAGAAGAGUGUGAGGCUGCAGCACUCCCUCGCCGGCCUGGCCGACAGUCGCAUCAUAAAGUGGUGGGAUAAGUUGUAUUGGAACUACCUUCGCUACGGCUUUACGCAGGAGCGACUUAUCGCGAAGGACCGCUUUGGGAAUAAGCUUACUGUGACCUGGAAGUUUCAAAAGGGGCGCGAGGAGCAGCGGCGCAUGUACCGCGAGGACGCCAACAAGAAGCACCUGACGUACGGCUCGCUGGCGACUGAUGGUAGGUUGUGGGAGCGGUGGAUGCGGGGCCACCGCGGCGACCCGCCGAGCAUCGCGGAGGAGGAACACGCCAGGGACUACAAGAAGCAGUACUUUGGUGCCAUGGUGUUGGAGGAGGAGGAGGUGGAGGACGCCCUGAUGCACAUCAUGGCGCACAUGAAUCGUUCGCAGCAGACCUUUCAGGAGCUUGAGGACGACCAGGUCUACGGCGGCGCCCACCGACCCACGGAACCGCUACGGCAGGCGGAGCACCACCCGGAGAAGGAGCACGCCGCCAAGGCGCAGGCUGGGGCCACCUGGACGCUCGGGUUUGUCUGCGGCGACCUUUUUUACAACAACGAAGGAGGUCGAGGUGAUGCGCACGGAGCUCGGGCACGUGUUUCGCAACAUGACGUGGCAGGAGCUUGA